AUGGUUGAGUUGGCCAUUUGUUCCUCAAACUUCACUGAUCAAUUGGCUCUCCUCUCCUUCAAAUCCUCAAUCAACUUUGAUCCCAAUAAUGUGUUGAGUAACUGGACACAAGAAACCGACUUUUGUGGCUGGGUGGGGGUCCUUUGUAGCCGACGUAGGCAAAGAGUCACGGGUUUGAUCCUUCGCAGCAUGGGUCUCCAAGGCACCAUAUCUUCUCAUGUCGGUAACCUUUCCUUCCUCCGAGUGCUCGAUCUACGCAACAACAGCUUCCAUGGUCAUCUGACCAAUGAAAUUGGCCGUUUGCUUCGCUUAAGAUUACUUGUACUAGCAGAAAAUAACCUUACAGGUACCAUUCCACCUUCCUUCGGCAACGCUACAAGCUUAAAAAUUAUUGCAUUAGCACGAAACUACAUUUGUGGAAGAAUUCCAACUGAAUUAGCACAACUUCCAAAGCUGCAGAUAAUUUCCUUGAGCGACAAUUAUCUCACAGGUCCAAUUCCAUCUGGGUUGUUUAAUAUUUUGUCAUUGUCGUACUUACUCCUUGAUGCUAAUCAACUCAAUGGUCAACUCCAAGCCUUCCCAAAUAAUUCAUUGCAAUUCUUAGAUUUGCGCUUCAAUGAACUAAGUGGCCCCAUCCCACUACUUGUGGCGACAAACUUUUUAAUCUCACACAAUAAAUUCACAGAGAUCCCUUUGGCGCUUUGCAAUGUGAGUUCCAUUAAGAUCCUUGAUUUGUCUCAUAAUAGCUUGAGUGGUGUAAUUCCACAAUGUUUAGGAAACUUCAGCAAUGUACUCAGUGUGUUAGAUCUUAGAAUGAAUGAUUUUCACGGCAGCAUUCCGACCUCAUUUGUAGAGGGAAACAAGUUGAGGAGCAUUGAUUUAAAUGGGAAUCAAUUGGAAGGGAAAGUGCCACGAUCCCUGGCAACAUGUAGACACUUGGAAGUUCUAGACUUCGGGAACAACAAUAUAAAUGACACAUUUCCCUACUGGUUGGAAACUCUUCCGGAGUUGCAAGUCCUUGUCUUUCAAUCCAAUAAAUUUCAUGGUCCCAUGGGCUCUUCCAAAACUCAACUACCCUUUCCUAAACUUCGAAUCUUGGAUCUCUCUCACAAUGAGUUUAGUGGCUUUUUGCCAACAACAUAUUUCAAGCAUUUCAAAGCUAUGACGAUCAUCAAUGAAACUGUGGGACUAAGAUAUAUGGGGGAAUCUUAUUAUCAUGAUUCAGUGACAAUCAUGAUAAAGGGUCUUGAGAUUGAAUUACCAGGAAUUCUAACAAUUUUCACGACAAUUGAUUUAUCACACAACAAAUUUAGUGGAGAGAUUCCAAAUGUCAUUGGAAAGCUUUAUGCACUUCGAUUGCUUAACUUAUCUCACAACAACCUUGUUGGCAAUAUCCCUUCAUCAUUGGGAAAUCUAUGUUCUCUUGAAUCCUUGGACCUCUCUUCAAAUCAACUUUCAGGUAAGAUUCCUAGCCAAUUGACAAGUUUGACAUUCCUCGCAGUCUUAAAUUUUUCAGAAAAUCAUCUUGAGGGUCACAUACCUCGUGGCAACCAAUUUGAAACAUUUGACAAUAGCUCGUACAAUGGGAACUUGGCAUUGUGUGGAUUUCCUCUAUCAAAGGAAUGUGAAGAUAAUAAGACACAACUACAUCCAACACCUAUGUUGCACAAGGAAGAUGAUCCAACUUUUGCAUGUGGAUUUUGUUGGAAAGUGGUACAAAUAGGGUACGGAUGUGGAAUGGUACUGGGUUUGGUAAUGGGAUAUAUUAUGUUCUUAAUUGGAAAACCAAAAUGGUUUGUAAGAAUUGCUGAAGGAGAACAACAGAAGAAAGGGAAAAGGUCACACAAGGGUGGUAAUAGAAACGGUGGAAGAAGAAAGUAG
Messenger RNA from Camellia sinensis, 1881 nucleotides. Lineage: Eukaryota; Viridiplantae; Streptophyta; Magnoliopsida; Ericales; Theaceae. The record is from RefSeq and is a predicted model, not a curated record.